AUGAUAGCAUUGUGGUCGGUUGAAAUGUCUGAAUCACUUGGUUUCAAGAGUUCAAUUAUCUUCACACGGUCGAGAUCAGUGUCGUUCACAUGCAAGCAACAUUUAGUUGCCAAGCGCCGGGAGAGAAAAAUAAACAAACUGUAUCAAUUAAGCAAACUACGUGUUUACGCAAAUGAAUGUCAGUCACGAGUUUUUUGCCUCAAUCAUAGCGUACACAAGAAAGACUGCGGUGAUAUAUACAAUAAAGGAAUAAAACUAAGUGGAAUUUAUCAAAUUGACCCGGAUGGAAAUGGAAGUUUCGAAGUGUUUUGUGAUAUGACAACAUCAGGUGGAGGAUGGACUGUAUUUCAACGUCGUCUUGAUGGAAGUGUUGACUUCUACCGAGGAUGGCAAGAUUAUAAACAAGGUUUUGGUAACUGGAGCGGAGAAUAUUGGCUUGGUCUUGACAAAAUACACAGGAUGACAAAUAUUUCACAAAAUGAACUUCGUAUCGACAUGGAAGAUACAUCUGGUAACACCAGAUACGCUCAUUAUGAUUCAUUCAAAGUUAGCAGCGAAAGUGAGAAGUACAAGUUGAAUGUUGGAGGUUUUCAUGGUACAGCAGGAGACUCGUUGAAAAGACAUAACGGUAUGGCUUUCACCACCAAAGAUUCUGACAAUGAUAUUUGGAAAGGUAACUGUGCAGCGAGUUACAAAGGAGCCUGGUGGUAUUGCAAUUGCCAUGAUUCCAAUUUGAAUGGUUUGUAUCAUUAUGGCGCACACACAUCGCACGCUGAUGGAGUCAACUGGAAGUAUUGGAAAGGACAUAAAUAUUCCCUUAAAUCAACAUCGAUGAAGAUACGACCACAUGGAUUUGGAAAGAAGAAAUGA
This is a messenger RNA of Dendronephthya gigantea, 870 nucleotides long. Its product is annotated as microfibril-associated glycoprotein 4-like. The record is from RefSeq and is a predicted model, not a curated record. The transcript has 4 exons. The coding region runs from base 1 to 870 and encodes 289 amino acids. NCBI's taxonomy places the organism in Eukaryota, Metazoa, Cnidaria, Anthozoa, Malacalcyonacea, Nephtheidae.